GUGGCGGUAGUAACUAGUAAUUUCGAAAACUUGCCGGCCACGUCGUGUUGUGCUCUGCAUUUACACAUUUCCUGUGUCUUUUUGUCCCUCCGGCGCCAUGGUUUCCUUCACCUGAGCUGUGAAUCAGCACACUGCCGACCACGCCUCCAUCCCCUUCAACCCCAAGGAACGAGGUAGUAGUAAUACUGCUGUAAAAACUCUCGCGGAAAUAUAAUCAGAACAGGAACCGGUUUUUCUUGGCUCAAAGUGGAUUCUGGUUUCCUUUCAAUGGCAACAAGAAUGCAGAUUGUUGCAGAUGAAAUCAGUAGAUUGCCAGACAAUAUUAGAGAGCAGAUCCUGAUGUAUUUACCAUUACGGGAAGCAGCCAAGGCCAGCAUCCUGUCAUCUAGCUGGAGGAACAUGUGGACCCGACUCCCAAAGCUCGUCUUUAACAAAAGCUUUUGUCAAACUAAUGUAGAAGCCAAAGGACAAGACCAGAUUGCAGAGAUGAGCAAGCUAAUGUUAAAACUCUGCACAGUUCUGUUGCUUCACCGUGGACCCUUGCAGGAGCUGUCACUCUCACUGCCUAUACUAAGGAGCUUCCCUGAUCGGAUCGAUCAGGUCCUGAUGUUUCUUCAAGAAAAAUGCAGCAUUAACAGUUUAACAAUCACGGUUGGAAGUCAGUACCUGAAGCGUGGACUUCCUACCAUGAAUAAUUAUGAAGUCUACAAGCUGCCAAGUCGUCUGUUCUCGUUUUCACAACUCAAGAUUCUCCAUUUGUCUUGCUGCCAGCUCACAUCCUCCCGUUUUUCAUUCGAAUGUUUCAAUGUGCUUACCGUUCUUAAGCUUAGAAAUGUGAUAUUCAAGCACUCUUAUAGCACUUGGAGCAUCAGAUGCCCACUGCUCUCGGCUUUGACAUUGGUUGACUGUGGCCGUUUAUCCGAGGAGCCUCACAUUGUGAUAGAAGCUCCACAACUUGGUCGUUUCCACUUUGAAGGGAAGUUCAGCUCUCUCCAAUUGAACAAUACUCCAUUUCUCAAAACCGCCUACCUCCAUAAGUGGAAUCCUUCCCCUGUGGACUUGAAAGUCGACCCCUCAAAAUUACUGCAACUAUGGGGUGGCCUUGCUGCAGUGGAGUUGCUUUCUGUGUCCGGUUAUCUCUACCAGUACCUGAGACUGAGAAGAGGCAAUAAUCAAGCCAUUGAUCCAUGCCCUCUGCGUAUGAUGCAGAAGAUUUCAGACACCUCAUCAGCGGUAAUGAGAAGAGAUUAUGGCGGUGCUCUAGAUGUUGGUAAACUCCGAACCAUGUUGCAGGAUGGCAAUGGCCCGUUGAACUGUGAACUGGGCGGACUUAAGAGCGUGGAAGUGAGGAGGCUGAAUGGCACAAGCCACGAAACAGCUUUCGUUGGAUGGCUGGUGAACUCCUCUCCAUCACUUGACUCGAUGGAAAUUCAGCUGGCCUUGGAAUGGUCUGCUCAACGCAAAUGCACCCAGAAAAGAUGCUUUGAGGAGGAGGGUCAAUAUGCCAAGGUUGUUUCAUGUAAGGUUUUCGAGGAGCCUGAUUUUGUGAUCGAAGCGACGAAACUCGGUCGCUUUGAGCUUGAUGGGAAGUUCAGUUCUCUCCAUCUGAAGGAUACUCCAGUUCUUAGAACUGCUAUCCUCCGUAAGCAAUUCUUUUCCGAUGGAGAUGAGAAGGAGGAGGAGGAUCCGUCGAAGCUGUGGGACGGCCUUGCGGCGGUGGAGUCGCUCUAUGCGUCCGGCGAUCUUUAUCGGUACUUGGCGGGAGGUAACAAAGAGACCAUUAGUCUUGGCCGGCAGCUGGAGAUGCUAACUCAGUUGACACUGGACGGAGUUUGCCUCAGCAGACGCAGCGACGUCUGGUCUGCUCUUUGCUUGAUCACGAAAUCACCGAACCUUCGUCGUCUUUCAAUCUCGAUGGAGCUCAACCGGAGGCUGAUUCACGAUAGCAUAAAGUCGGCACAACUAGGGAGACUACUUAACGGCGAACCAAAGGAGUCCAGUGACAGUGUGUUCAAAAACGUCCCGGCCGUCGGUCAGUUACACUUACACAAUUUUCUCUAUCUUUUGCCCGCCGACCGCCAUGGUUCGCCUGAGGAGAGAGCAAGCGUCGAUCGGAUAAGCAGACUUCCGACGAAGCCUCGCCACCCCCCGUCAGGUCACGGAGAGAAUUUUCUGAAGAAUCGUCUUUCUUUCGCCGCCAUUUCUCCUUUUGUCAUCUCCACCAAGAAGUUUGAAUUAGCUCCGAGAUCCGCUUUCAAGAGGUUUCACCUCGCUACAGUCAAGGCGAGUCUCCUAUCAACUAAAUGGAGGAACAUGUGGGCCAAUAUUCCAUGUCUGGUCUUUGAUCGAAGCUUUUGUCCAAUGGUAAGAGUUUGCCAACAUCAAGAUGCAGCGAUCGGCAAACUAAUGCUGAAUCUCUGCACAGUUCUGUUCCUCCACCGUGGGCCACUGCGGGAGUUUUCACUCUCGCUUCCUCUGCUGAGGAGCUUUCCUGAUCACAUAGAAAGGAUCUUGGUGUUUCUUCAAGAAAAACAAAUCGAUUGUUUAACCAUCACGUUGGAAAUUCAGUACAGGUUUCCUUGCUUCCCAUCCUAUAAGAUUGAGUGCUACCAGCUUCCAAGGCGUGUGUUCUCAUCAUUUUCACGACUGAAAACUUUGCGCUUGUGCUGCUGCGAAAUCAAAACCUCCCCUGUUUCAUUUGAUGGUUUCAGGAUGCUUACUGUCCUUGAGCUUAGAAAUGUGAUCUUCAGUGAUGGGUACUCUUCUACUCCUUGGAGCUUUAGAUGCCCGCUACUUUCAGCUUUGACCUUGGAUGAUUGUGGUGGUCUUUUCGAAGAGCCCGACAUUGUGAUAGAAGCUCCCAAACUCAGCAAUUUCCGCUUUUUUGGGAAGUUCAGCUCUCUUCAUCUGAAGCAUACUCCACUUCUCAAAACCGCUGUCCUCAACAAACAAUUUCCUCCCACUGAGCACAAGAAAGACGGGCCCUCAAAGGUGUUGCAAAUAUGGGGUGGCCUUGCUGCUGUGGAGUCGCUUUCUGUGUCUGGUCAUUUCUACCAGAUGAAGAAGAAUCUGAAGCAGAUGUCUGAUACCUCAACUUCAGCCGCGAUGGGAACAGUGCCUAGCGGUGAACUAGAUGAUGGUCGAUUCCGGGGCAUGAUCGUUCGUGCGUUCGGAUAUCGAAUGGCUCAACUCAAGAGGGUGGAAGUGAAGAGGGUGAAUGGUGCAAAACCUGAGAUGACCUACAUUAGAUGGUUGCUCAACUCUUCGCCGGCACUUGCUAAGAUGGAAAUCCAGUUGUCACCGGAACUAUCAGCUGCUGAGAAGAUGUUGAUUCUGACAGCGUUGAAUGGCUUCGAGAGGAUUUCAGCCAAAGCAAGAAUCACAAUUACCUGAAACAGAUGUGUGCACUAUAUAAUCCUCUCUGUAUUUUUUUUUUUUUUGGGUUCAAUAAUACUAAUCCCUUGUGCGUCUCUAUAGGACAGUCUCGAUUUUGGGGUUCAUUAUAUACAUUGGUCUAAAAUUAGACUCUAAUCAUCAAAUUGUAAAGUUACUUACCGGAGGUGGUGGUCGUACGAGUAGACAGUUUGAUGAGUAAUAGGUAUGGACCAGGA
Messenger RNA from Linum tenue, 3611 nucleotides. Lineage: Eukaryota; Viridiplantae; Streptophyta; Magnoliopsida; Malpighiales; Linaceae. The record is from the annotation of a GenBank genome assembly.